CUUGUACUCGGCUCACCGCCACCGGCGUCAAUCUCCGGAAACCAUCGGAAUUCUUCACAAUUUAAUGCAAUACUGUUGGUGGUUUUGCAGACAACAGAUACCUGCUUUUGUUAUAGUGAAUGGCAAACUAGGUUGAGCGAUGGGCUGUGUGCUCGGUACCAGAGCAACUCCAGAUCGCCGGUCCAAGUCAAACGCACGUCUCCGGAGUGUGGCAGAGUCUACUACCACGCAACCUAAACAAAACGUCGAGCAGGUGCCGUUGGAUGAGGUUAGGGAUGAUAAAAAGGAUGGAGUUGUUGGGAGGAUCCGACAAACCGGAAGCGAAGUUCGGCUGUCUGACCGGCGUAGGCCGAGGCCGGAGUAUAGCCUGAAGACCGCUCAAGGAUGGCCGUCCUGGCUCUCCGCCGUCGCCGGUGAUGCCAUCAAAGAUUGGACACCUCGCCGUGCUAAUACUUUUGAGAAGCUUGAUAAGAUUGGGCAAGGGACGUAUAGCAAUGUAUAUAAAGCUAGGGAUUUAAUAACAGGGAAAAUAGUUGCUUUGAAGAAGGUUAGGUUUGAUAAUUUAGAGCCAGAGAGUGUGAAGUUCAUGGCAAGAGAGAUUCUUAUCUUGAAAAAGCUUAAUCAUCCCAAUAUUAUAAAGCUUGAAGGAUUGGUUACAUCAAGAAUGUCUUGCAGUCUUUAUCUCGUAUUCGAAUACAUGGAACAUGAUCUUUCUGGUCUUGCUGCUGUUCAAGGUGUCAAAUUUACAGAGCCUCAGAUCAAGUGCUUCAUCAAACAGUUACUUUCUGGGCUCGAGCAUUGCCAUGAGAAUGGUGUGCUACACCGGGAUAUCAAGGGAUCCAACUUGCUGAUUGACAAUGAUGGGAUUCUUAAGAUAGCUGAUUUUGGAUUGGCUUCUUUGUAUGAUCCACAACAUAAGCAACCGAUGACUAGCCGUGUCGUUACUCUCUGGUAUCGACCUCCAGAACUUCUUCUUGGGGCCACUUAUUAUGGUGUUGGUGUUGACCUGUGGAGUGCUGGCUGCAUUUUGGCAGAGCUUCUUGCUGGGAAACCAAUAAUGCCAGGACGGACAGAGGUCGAACAACUACACAAGAUAUUCAAGUUGUGCGGUUCCCCAUCAGAAGAAUAUUGGAAGAGAUCCCGUUUGCCAAAUGCCACUCUGUUUAAGCCACAACAGCCGUACAAGCGUUGUACAGCAGAAACUUUCAAAGAUUUUCCACCUUCUUCUCUUCCUUUAUUAGAGAGUCUUCUUUCAAUUGAUCCUGAUUUGCGUGGCACUGCUGUUGCAUCCCUGAACAGUGAGUUCUUCACCACUGAACCAUAUGCUUGUGAGCCAUCAGAAUUACCAAAAUAUCCCCCCAGCAAAGAAUUGGAUGUCAAAUUGAGGGAUGAGGAAGCCAGAAGGCAAAGAGGUUUAAAUGGGAAAUCUCAAGCUGUUGAUGGAAACAAAAAAGUAAGAACCCGUGAUCGGGUUGGCCGUGCAGUUCCAGCUCCGGAGGCCAAUGCCGAGAUCCAAUCGAACUUAGAUAGAUGGAGAGUUGUAACCCAAGCAAACGCGAAAAGCAAGAGUGAGAAAUUCCCACCUCCCCAUCGAGAUGCCGCUGUCGGAUACCCUCUUGAUCCGUCACAGAAUAGCGUCCCGGUUUCUUUCAGUGCAGCUGAAGACACUUCAUUUAGCUCUUCAAUUUUCGACUCAAAUUCUUCAAGAUCAGUGAAAGAAGGCGGGCCUUCAAGGAGAAAGAAUAGAAGGGAACGAUCCCGUAAAGUAUCAUCUCGUAAGUUCAUCCGUGCCUUCCUUCCGACCUCUAUCAGUCUAUCGAUGGAUCUUAGAUUCAAAAGUAAAGAAGCAGUUCGUCGCAACCGAAGGUAGAAGUUUUAAGUUGGAUCUUUUUUGGCAUUAGAUAUUUCAACAUUCCUUUUGCUGUCCCAUAGCUUUCUUGAAUGCAAUUCUUCUUUCAAGUGUUAAAUGUAUAAUCAAUCCACCCAAAAGUUGUACAAAGAUCCAUUUGCUUUACC
Molecule: messenger RNA, 2016 nt
Organism: Cynara cardunculus var. scolymus (artichoke)
Lineage: Eukaryota; Viridiplantae; Streptophyta; Magnoliopsida; Asterales; Asteraceae
Product: probable serine/threonine-protein kinase At1g54610
Exons: 7
Coding region: 140-1870 (576 amino acids)
Biological process (GO): protein phosphorylation; positive regulation of transcription elongation by RNA polymerase II
Cellular component (GO): cyclin-dependent protein kinase holoenzyme complex; nucleus
Molecular function (GO): cyclin-dependent protein serine/threonine kinase activity; ATP binding; RNA polymerase II CTD heptapeptide repeat kinase activity
Source: RefSeq, a predicted model, not a curated record